Molecule: messenger RNA, 121 nt
Organism: Scutellospora calospora
Lineage: Eukaryota; Fungi; Glomeromycota; Glomeromycetes; Diversisporales; Gigasporaceae
Source: the annotation of a GenBank genome assembly
AUGGCUCGUACGCAAAAGAACAAGGCUACCUCCUACCAUUUAGGAACCUUAAAAGCUAAAUUGGCAAAAUUGCGUAAAGAAUUAAUGACUCCCUCUGGCGGAAGUGGUGGUGGCAGUGGUG